Molecule: messenger RNA, 2856 nt
Organism: Varanus komodoensis (Komodo dragon)
Lineage: Eukaryota; Metazoa; Chordata; Lepidosauria; Squamata; Varanidae
Gene: CAV2
Product: caveolin 2
Exons: 3
Coding region: 125-613 (162 amino acids)
Biological process (GO): caveola assembly; insulin receptor signaling pathway; negative regulation of endothelial cell proliferation
Cellular component (GO): caveola; perinuclear region of cytoplasm; Golgi apparatus
Molecular function (GO): protein kinase binding; molecular adaptor activity
Source: RefSeq, a predicted model, not a curated record
GCUGUCCCCGUCGCGCAGCACCCUCGCCGGGCAAGGCGGGGGAGCGACCGAGAGGUGGGCAGGGGGAGCGUCUGGGCCGUAGCCCAGGAAGAGCUCCGGAGGCAGUCCGGCUGCCCGAGCGACCAUGGGGCUGGAGAAGGAGAAAGCGGACACCAAGAUCUUCAUGGACGAGGAGGGCUUCAAUCGCGGCAGCAGCCCCGCUCUGUCCGACACGGAGGCCAGCUUGGACAAAGUCGUCGACAGGGACCCGAACGGCAUUAACUCCCAUCUGAAGCUGGGAUUUGAAGAUGUGAUCGCAGAGCCACCAUCAACUCACUCCUUUGACAGAGUUUGGAUUUGCAGCAAUGCCCUCUUCGAGCUCAGCAAGUACUUGAUGUACAAGCUCCUGACACUUUUCCUUGCUGUCCCAUUAGCUCUGGUGGCAGGAAUUCUCUUUGCUGUGCUCAGCUGCCUGCACAUCUGGAUUGUGAUGCCUUUCAUAAGAUCCUGCCUUAUGGUCUUGCCUCCUGUGCAGGCUGUAUGGAAGAGUGUGACAGAUGUUUUCAUUGCACCCUUAUAUCACAGCAUAGGAAGGUGCUUUGCAGCAAUCAACAUACGCCUGGACAAAGAGUGAACAUCUGGGAUUCAACAAUCCUCUAAACUUCAACGAUGUUAGUCCUUGCUGACAUAGCUUGGAAACAUUUAAACAUCCAUUCCAAAACUACUACUCUUUAAAUGAUUUUUUCUUUUCUUUGUUUUUCUUCAGUUGGGUUGCACUUUUUUUCUGGAACGGAAGCUUGCUUUGGGGAAGAAAAAGAAUUCUUUAAGAAGUUAGCUCAUAUUCUAACUGAAAAAUAAUGGGCUAUGUUUGGCAAUGCCUUGUUUUAAUGGUACUAUGAUUGUCCGGUUGCCCCAAACUUGACAUACAUUAGCAAAGCACAUCUGCUUGUCUAGAGAGGGAGCUACAUAACUAUUACGAAUCUUAACUACAGGAAGUCAGUGUGCACUAAAUCAACUACAUGUGUAUCUAAAUCCCAGUUUCCUUGGAAGUUAUAUCAGCACUAGACCUGGCCUUUAUCUCACUGUUAAACUAUACAGCUGAUUCCCAGAAUUAUGAAUGCUUCCACAAUAUAGUCACGUCUGAAAACUUUCCUCAUCUGAAUCCUACUGGUUAACAUGCUACAUAAGCAGCCUGCUUGCAUGACCCUUCAGCAUCCUUCUGGCCCCAGUGCCUGCUUCAUCUGCUCCAAUCCAGUGGGUGUUCAUGGGCAGCUGCACUUUGGUCCCGCAGUUAGUAGCAGAAGCUGAGCUUGGGCCGUAAUCAAGAUUUGAGUUGGAGGCUUGAGAACAACACAGGAAAGGGCAGAAACCUGGGAUAAUAUUUGAUGAAAUAAGCCUCACUCUGCCCGUGAACUCCAGCGACCAAUGCUGCAUUUCCCUCUUCCCUUUGAUGCUUAAAGAAACUGUGAGAUCCCUGAAUACAUGUUUCUAGGUAGGUGUUAGCCUAGGUCCCAGCUCAGAUCACAUGAGUGCCUGUUGAAGCACUGGCAUCCUUGCCAUGGAGCUCAGGUAACAAAUGUGUUCCGGGCCACAUCGGCAGGUUGUGUAGUAAGGGAAAAAUGCAGACAGCCAGUCCCUUUCAAGUGAAUCAGGAAGUCAUUUCAGUAGAUGGCUUACACCAGGGGUGGACAACUUCUGACUCUCCAGAUGUUCUGAGUUAUGAUUCCCAGAUCUCUCACCAUUAGCUGUGUUGGCUUGGGAUGAUGGCAGUUGUGGGCCAAAACAUCUGUGGGGAGGAGCACAACUUGCCUACACAUGGUUCUGGACUUGGGUGAGAAAUCUUUAUCGUUAUGGUGUUUUGCAGGAUAAUGCCCCCUCGCCUCAUUCUGAAGGGUGCAUUCUCUCGAGGAUUCGUGGGGUUCUGCAGAUGUGGUCAUAGUUCACAAUCCAAUGAGUUGUGUUCAGACAUUUAUGCAAAAUCAUACAGAAAAAGGGAAUUACUUAAAUACUUCUGGUUUUGGCUUACAAAUUCCUAAAGAUGAAAAAGAGAACAGCAAACGUAUUCCAAAUUCCUUUUUAUCCACACCCCCACCCCAAAUUUGGGCUGAUGUGGGUUUUGGGCAGGUAAUAAUUCCUCAUGCUUUAUUUAAUGAAAUAUUUUGACAUUGCUGUAUAUAUUGUGUUUUUAUGUGUGUAAAUGGUAUUGGAUGGGUUACCUUGAUGUGUUAUUUUUUAAAAUUUCUGCAUUCUUGCCACACUGUCAUUCUAAUGAAGUGGGAUGCCUCAGCCAGUUGCCUGCUUGGGUAAUCUUCUGCCAUGCACUGAGAGGGUGUAAGCAACAUACAUGUCCAGGAGGGUUGGCAUAUGGAAAGGAAGAGGAAGCCUUUGUGAACUGCCCUUUGCUCAAGGAACCUGAUGCAGGAUCCUAUCACAUCUUGGAAACUAGCGCAUCCCAUGUGGAAGCAGCUGCUACCUGCUUCUCAUCUCAGCAGUGUGUGGAUCUCUCUUCUCCCACACUGGGAUGCAUAUCGUUCUUGUGUUCCUGAUUCUUGCAAUUUCCAUGCCUGGAAAUACUGGCAUGUGGCACUUUUGGGUGCAUGAGCAUCUCUAGAGUAGGACCAAUGAAAUUCUAAAUAAGUGGGGUUUUGUUGUCUUGACUAUGCAAAGCAUCAGUUGAAACACCCAUGUGAUUCAAAAUAUACCAAAGACUGCAUAUAAUUUUGAUACCAAAAUACAAGCUAUGCAAAAGAUUCUGAACAAUGUUUUUAAAUUUGUUUUUAUUAAAAUUGUCUAUAUUGCAUUGAAGAGUUUCUGCCUUUAUAGUACAGCAACACUAUUCAAUAAUUCACAUAAUAAACAUUUUACUGACACCUUGAA